Suillus plorans is the source of this 1581-nucleotide messenger RNA. RefSeq lists its product as uncharacterized. The transcript is spliced from 7 exons. Bases 1 to 1581 code for a protein of 526 amino acids. Lineage: Eukaryota; Fungi; Basidiomycota; Agaricomycetes; Boletales; Suillaceae. The record is from RefSeq and is a predicted model, not a curated record.
AUGUCUGACUCUGGUUCGAAUUCGAUAUCCUUCAGUUCUGAUUCAGGUUCAGACUCGGCAGAUGAAGGCACCCAAUGUCAGCCUGUGGCUCCACCGAGCAGUGGCGCCUCUAUUGAACACUACCAACAGUAUAUCAAAUAUCUCCAGCUUCAACAAGGGCAGCUCCAGCAGCGGAAUGCAUCUCUGAAUGAGAGCAAUGGCAUUCUGGCUGCACAACAGCUGAAACGUUCUCGUAAACGCCCUCAAACAUUGUCGUCUAGGGUAUCGUCAAUGUCGCAAACAGCAUCUGCGAUACUGUCCGCAUCAGAAUCUGCUGUCUCAGCUCCUGCCUCAUCGACGACGAAUGAUGUUGACAAGCUCAUUUUAAGCCUGGCGAAAAAAUAUGCAUUAACUACCGAGAUGUUUCUCCCUGACAAGGUUAUUUUUCAAACAGACUGUCCUGAUCCUGCAGUCGACUUCUCGAAUCCAAAUCGUUAUGCGAAGAAGUCUACAGCAAAGGAUGCACUCGUUGCUGAACUCUAUGCGUCCAUUGACCACACGUUGCACGCUCAGAUGCGAACAAAUGCAUUCUUCAACCAGUUCGGGAGCGGAAUGCAGCAAGCUCGCUCAUCAUUUCUAAACAGCCUGCGUACUGUUGCAGGCGGCAUCUUCAACAUGCCCAAUGAAUUUUUCAUUUCGAAAUACGACCGAACUUCCCUCUCACAGGUCACAGACUUGAUCGGAUGGGAAGCAGGCAAAGGCAAGGCCUAUGAUAUCUUCAAGGCGCCCAUACUUUACCCCGAUCAUAUCGUGAAUGAGAAGAAAAUCUUCAGGAACUGGAUAGUCAUCGCAAAGGUUGCGGUAUGCGGAAAGAUGUCAUUGUAUUCCAAAGCACGUGGCGGACCACCUUCCUACGCUAAGAUGUGGAAGCUCACAAGCUGCACUCCUGGCCUGAUCGCAUUUAGCGUCACAUCGACCAGGAAUUCUCGGACAGUCAAGAAAUUCUUCGUUGUUAAGUGGAACCACCAGCGCAUCAAAUCGGUCGUCGAGCAAAUCAAUGGAUACGUCUUUGAUGGUACCGUCAAGACGCAGCCAUCCAAUGACACUCAGUGCACCAUGGAGCAAGUCACUGAAUCACUUGAUCGUGUUAUGGCCGCGCUGGACGCCAGUGAUUCAGACUCAAACGAUGAUUCAGACUCAUUGGAAUAUGUUAACUUGCCGGUACAGGCAGCUAACAUCCAUCCGACUGUAACUGCAGCUGCAGCUGCAACCAUUUCAACCUUGCAACCUAAGACAGCCGUUGACGCUCCCCAACUCGAAGCCGCAGUCCGCAACCAAAGCCGCAGUCCCGCAACCCAAAGCCGCAGUCCCGCACCUACAACCUUCCAUUUCAACUCCGUGUUUUUCAACUCCUAUGGCACCAUGUGUAGAGACUUUGGUGGAUGCCCAGGGUCAGAGCGAGGACGUAUCACAGCUAUUGGGCUUGUUACUAUUGCCAAACCUCAGGCAAAGGCAUCCAGGGGCAGGAGGAAGCCCAAGAGUCAGACAUUGGCCAGUGAUUCUACCACUAUUCGCCGCUCCUCACGUCACGCUGUAGCAUGA